CUCAAAACAAUUAUUCAGUAUCGCUUGGACGACUUUUUAAUAAAAAAAAUGUCCCACACGUACAGCAUUCCAACAUGGGCUGAAGAAAACCGAAGCUUACAUGAUGCAAUUUGCCAGGCACGUGUGAAUGUCGAAGCAGCAGAUGAAUUAAAACAUCAACUUCAAAUGAACAAAGAGCGGUUUAUAAAUUUACUCGACAAUGUACCUAAAAACUCGUCUCACAGAGCAACUCUCAACUCUAAUAAAGCUUAUAUCGACCGAACUGCGCACAACGUAAGCAAAGAAUUCGUCACCAAAGCUUUGUUUCUAUCCGAUCAACUUGACAUUAACGAAUAUGUGGCCGCAACUCUUUUAAUGCGUGGAACUACUGAAGCUACUCGUGUCAGCAGCAAUGCUCUCGAUACAGCUGUUCUACUUUACCACGGUGAACGAGGUUACUUAUUGGCCUGUCUCGACGUCAUAUUGAAUUCAGCAAAAGAUUCCUCUGUCAGCAAUGAAGUCCGCUCUGUCUGCUACGAAUUUAUGGAGGAAAUCAUGAAGCAAAGUAUUAGUGCAAAGAACAAUACUUCAAUUACCUUUAUACAAAAGAUCAUAUCAACGUUAGAAAGUCUCAGUAACACAAUUUUAUUGAUCCAAAACACCGGAUCUGUGAUUGGACAUGUACCUGAAGCUGGAAGUGGAAAACUUGGAGAGGAUAUUUCAGAAUUGCGUAUAGAACGACUAGGAGAUGAACGUAUCUAUAUUGUACAGAUUCUUUAUCAUAUCGCUUCUCUUUUUGAUAUCAGAACCGAGGAUAAAGUGGCCAUGCUCAAAUUAUUAGAAGAGGCUGAAUUAUCCGACCCUGCCACAGCCUAUGUCAUUACCGCUAUGCUGGCGGCACUAUCUUCAGAAAACCAGACAAUCGAAGAAUCCCCAAGUCCAGAAAAUUUAGAAUUUAUCCAAACGUUUCACAAUCGAAUCAUGACACAUGGCUCAAAAGUACCUGUCAUUAAGGCGGUUAUCGUCCUUCAAUGGAUCUUAUAUUUAAGUGAUCCUGUACGAGCUAGUAAAGUUAUUUCAAGUGAAUAUCUGAAUAGAAGCGAUGCGGAUAUCCAAAAAUUGCUUGAACUCUCAUUUGACGCAGACGUAUUUCGAUUCAUGAAUGAAUAUUUGCUAUACUUCAAACAACCCAAUGCAUCAAUUGAUACUAAUCGUAAGGUGAUUAAAUACGAUAGUUCUACCGACGCCAGAUCUACAAAGAAAGUUGAUAAAGCAGAUUAUCAUAACUAUAAUGCAGACAUUCGUAUCGAUUUCCACCCAUUUGUCAUUUAUGAAUUGGAAAAAUUAGGUGUAGCUGUCAUUCAAGUUCAAUUUCAUUAUUUGCAACAACUGAAAUAUAAAGAAGAAGAUACAUAUACACCUGUACAGGCGCCUCUUACAACAGAAAAUGCUCUUAUCAGUAGCUCAGAAAGCAACAAACAGUGCCAUGAUGUGGAAUAUUUUCUUACAUUUUUGGCAAGCAUCUAUCGGGACCGUGCAAAUGCCGGUGUUAUUUUCUGGGAUAAAGAACAAACUGGAUUAAACAACUUUACUCGCUGGUUGCUUGAUAUUAAAAUCGUUUCAACUGUUUGUGCCGCAUUUGAUUUUCUUGGAUCUAUUGCUACAGGUGAUGCUUGCGCUACACACAUGUUCCAAUUCUUUAUGAACGGUGUUACUGCUGAACUUGGCGAUAGUGCUUUGUUCUCAUGGGGAAAGCCUUUUUCUGCUUUAACAUUUUAUGCUAAUCUUUUAAAGUCCAAUUCCGAAGAAACCAAUGCUAUCAUUCCUACUAUCGAGGAAGAACUGAUCAUGAAGUUCUUGAUCAUUCUCAAGCAAACAGUUCAAUAUUCUAAAGAAGCCCGCUUCACUUUUUGGUACAGUAACAUCAUUCAAGUUCAAUAUACCUUGAUUGAUAUCCUAAGCUGUCCUACAUCAACACAACUUCGCGCUGCAUUAUUUGAUGUACUUUCAGCUUUCUCGUCUGCCUGGGGUGGUGGUGUAGAUGGUGUCGGCUCCGAAAUAUCUUUGCAAGUUUGGAGGUUUUUAGAAGAUAGCGAUAUGUUACUUCCAAAGCAUAAAUCUGUUCAACUCGAAAAGGACAAAUCUCAAGUAGUCUCCAAACCUGCUGGUAUCUUACAAGAGUUAGAGUCCGAAAAAGCUAGCCGCGUGUACACAGAAACUUUGGCAGUGAUUCGUUUAAUUGGUUCAAUUAUACACACGCAAAGUAAGCGCGAACAGCUUGUAUCAGGAUUUAAAGCGACUCAAUCAAGUAUCCCUAUUGACCUUGGUAAAAACACCAAGAACCCUGGUGCUACUCCUUUUAUUUCUCUUAUUGUGGACGACAUUUUCGUUAUUAUUCCUAAUCAGAAAUACGCUUUUGCAGAAGCUCAAUGGGAAUUAUCCGAAGCGUGUCUUUUGGUGAUGGAAAAUAGUAUUGAAGCAUUUAAUUUGGAAAGAUUGGAAGAGGAGCAUAUCCAGGCAGAACUUAACCGAAACUUACAAUUAGCUUCACCUAUUCCUUCCAUCCAGAAUGAUCUACUUGCUUAUUUGACUCAUCCUGGAUUUCAAGUGAUUAUCCGUAUUCUCUCUGGUGGACGUGUUAUCAACGAAAUAUUCACCAUUAUUGAAGAAUGCGCUAAGAGGGAAACCAAAGAAGUAGAAAACUUGCCUUACCAUAAAAAAUGCCUUCUUCGCGCUUUACGUAUAUUACUCAAAGUCUUGGAUCUUCAAACCACAUUUUGUAAAAUACUUUUGCCCUACAUCAUCGGGUUUUCCAAGAGAAAUGCUUCAUCAGAAUUUCAGCUUGGUGAUUACACAUUUGCUCCUUUACCCUCUGUGGUGCCACUUGGACAACUCAUGUUAUUCAAUUCAGAAGUCCUCGAACGAAUCGCCUUGUUAAUAAAUUAUGGAGAUCAGGAAGAAAUUUGCUUCUUAAGCACCAAAAUUCUCAAUCGUCUUUCAGUAGACAAGAAAGAAUCAAGUGUUAUCACCAACCAGGUCAUGAUGCUUAGCCAUGUUACUUCAUCCCCUGCUCUGUAUGGUUUAGGCUCAAAUCUUACAAGUGUUUUAAGUACUUCGAGAUCCGCAGAUGCUAUCAUCUUUGGUGUUAGUGAAAGAUUAAGCAUCAAUAUUCCCGAAACUACUACUUGUGAUGACUAUGAAUUUGAUACAAACAACAUUCCUUUCUGGCUCGCCAAAGAAACCUUAGAAAACACAUAUAAUGAGAUUAGUGAUUACCAACCUCGUGUCAGCUCAUCCGUACGACUCGCUAUAUUGGAUCUCCUUUUAGAUAACGCUAAACAAGAUAAUUCUUCGACUACUAUGGCAGAGUUCCUCUUAGGAUACGAUUUGACUAAUAGAAACCCGCUGAAUAGGAUUCAAGAUACGGAAGAAAACAAGGCAACUUUAGUUUGUUUCCAUACCAUUUUGGAUAUGAUGCGUCAGGGAAUCGAGAAGCAUUAUCAUUUAGCCGAUUCUAUGAUGGAAGACAAUGCGGACCCAACACUUCCGUUAAUUGAUACUCACCCUAUCUUAGCCGAAAAGUGUUAUGAACUUAUAUAUAGAUUAUGCUCCAAGCAAUCACUUUCUGUGUCAACAAUGCGUUACUUGCGUAAUCGAGAAAACUUCUUUUACAAACAGUUCGACAGAAUUUCUUCUCGCAUCGAGUACAAUAUUCAGAUGGAAUCACCAUCUUUUCCUGGAACCAUGAUUUGUGCAGAUGGAACGCAACAUAAGACAGAUUUCUUUAGAUUACGAUCUAAACUUCAUCAAAGAGCAUGGAUCCUACAGUGCAUUGCCUUAGAAUUGCAUACAACCAUCGGAAUGGAACAAAAAAACGAAGCCAGAAAAUUGAUAGAGUUAUUGUAUGGACGCAAAAAUAUUUUUGGCGAUGACGAUAUGGACGCACAGGAUCAACUAGACAAUAGCAUUUUUUCUGUAUCGCAAUCAUUUCAACAGCCUUUGGCUAAAAUGCUCGAAUUCGUCAGUUCAUUAGAGUUCACAUGGGUUGAUCAACUUACAUUGGAUUUAAAGGUGUCAGAAUUAGUUCAUCUCAAUGGUUUUGACGUAAAAUCAUACGAAAUUAUUAACGAGCGUGGCUGUCAAAUUUAUGAUGUUCGAAAUAUCUACAAGGAUUUACGAACUACACAAGAAAUACAUUUCAUCAACACACCAGACAACGACGCAGUUGAGACCGAGAUGGGAUCUAUUCUUAACUGGUGCAUGGCUCAAAAUCAUCUUAAGGAAAUCACCUUUGCUAAGAUCCACUGCUUAAAAGCUUGGAAAGAAGUAAUCCAUGUGACAAUCAUUGAAUGCUUUGAUCUUAUUGGAGUGGAGCAUCGCGAAAAUAUGGUGUACGAAUUGUUAAACAUGCUACUUAACAAGAUAAUGCAAACGAAAGAAUAUGACGGGAAUAUGCUCAAGAGUAUGAGUGAAGUCAUUACAUCUCUUAUUAACCGUUUGAGGAAAGACAAGAAAUCAAGACCUGCCUCUCAAUUACCAAUUGAGAAACUCAAGUUAAUCUUUAAUGGUAUUGUAAACUGUAUUCGGUUGGAUGAUACAACAUUUGAAGUUCGAGGAGAUAUGUAUUCUGCCAUGACCAGCUUUUUAUUGUACAUUAAUGGCCAUGGUAAAGAUGACUCCUAUGUCCAACUCGAGAGCUACAUUGUGGACCAUAUCAGCUGUCAGAACUCAAAGCUACUUGAAAUUAUUUGCGUUGAUGCCAGUCGUGGUCUUGAAAUCUGGAAGACUACCGCGUAUAUCGGUUUGGAUGGUUUAAACAAGGCUGCCCUCCGCGCUGGUAGUGACAUUGUCCAAUGCUACUUGAUUCAAAACAACUUUUUACAAUAUACUAUUGAGAUGAUUAAAAGUGACGACGCAGCUUUAAUCAACUUGUUAGAACAAACAGAUGCUGCUUUACUGCCCUUGUAUAUAUUUGAGGCUAAAAUGUCUAUUCUCCUUAGUCUUGCAAUGAACCCAGAAGGUGCGGAACUGUUAUUUAGAAAUAGAAUUUUUGAAGUUCUUGGUCAAUGCCAGUUCAUGAAAGCACAACAACAAGAUUAUAUCACCACACAAACAAACGUUGGCCACUCUGAAGAAUUAGCAGAACGCUAUCAACAAUUACUAAUGCCAACACUAAAGUUGGUGGUAGCUAUUCUCUGUAGCUAUCGUGGCGAGAAUGAGACUGUGCUGGAAAGGGCCGAAAGAUGGGUUGAAAAGCAACAAGCUACGCUUGUCAAUAUUUUAAAGGAGGAUAAGCGCCAAUUAACCAAGAACUCUUUAGAACGCAUUAAGUUAGUGGGCACCAUCAUGUGUUUUAUCAGCUCUCACAAACAAUACUCGGACGAUUUUGCCAAUAAAGGCAUCAAUCAAAUCCACAAUGCAAUGUUGCAAUUUGACGUUGCUGAUAUAAUCACCAGUAGUAUAACCCCGAUCACAGACCAAGAUUUAGUUGGUGGUAAUAAUAACACAGCAUUUCAGGCCAAUGUAAAUAAUACAAUCGAAUCGAUAAAAAGAAUUGUGCGAUCGUAUAAGUCUAAGCAUGAUUAGUCUUACCAAAUAAAAUAAUGCAAUUUCACUCCAACAUGAUAAACAUAACCCUUCACAAUAAUAAAAAA
This is a messenger RNA of Mucor mucedo, 5633 nucleotides long. Its product is annotated as nucleoporin Nup186/Nup192/Nup205. The record is from RefSeq and is a predicted model, not a curated record. Bases 49 to 5565 code for a protein of 1838 amino acids. Gene Ontology annotation, molecular function: structural constituent of nuclear pore. The transcript has 6 exons. Gene Ontology annotation, cellular component: nuclear pore inner ring; nuclear pore. Gene Ontology annotation, biological process: nuclear pore organization. NCBI's taxonomy places the organism in Eukaryota, Fungi, Mucoromycota, Mucoromycetes, Mucorales, Mucoraceae.